AUGCCUCUCGAAAUCCUAUACUACCCUAUCUCGUCAGGGUUUCCCGUCCCUGGGCUGAGCUGUCUCUUGCGGCUGGCUUCUUUCGUCUUCCCCGGCAGUGGCUUUAUUCCACGCGCCUCUCGCGCCUCCGAUUCCGUCGCCGCUUUCUUGCUUUUUUGUCGGCAACCAACCGCAUCCUUCUUGGCCAUUUUCCCUGCGCAUGUCUCACCAGUCCCCCAAAGUGGAAGAGGGUCCAUUUGGUUGGCCGACAGGCACACCAAGACGGCCUCAACUGGGCCUCUUUCGAUCGCAUUCGAGUUCGAGAACGGGGUAGCUGUGCGCUGCGUUGCGUUGUGGGCUCUCCUCUUCCCUAUGGUCGGUCUCCGAUAUGCAAUCGACAGAGCAUCCAUCCCUGUCUCCCGCCCGUCCUGCACACAUGCUUCGCUGCAGCACGGAGCGGUUCUCUGCGGAAUGGGAGAGCAGCGUGCAGAUGCACAAGUAGAUGCAGUGCGAUUCAAGGCUCUCCCUGAAGGUUGCGUCCGCUGGCCAAUCCGGUGGAUCGACAUGGAGCGCCUGACUCUGGGUCGCUGCCACUUGCAGGACGUCAUUGUCGUGGUGUUGGCCGAAAGCAUGAUACUCCCUGCUUGCGUGUAUUCGAUUCGGCGCCACGAGGAAGGUGUGCUUGAAUUGGGAUGCGCCGGCCCCUCCUUCCCUUCCCCACCAACUAGGUUCGGCGAGUGUUCCGUCAGCAGGCGCCGCUUCUCGUCGUUCCUUCCCAUCUCCAUCUCAAAGGCCGGCAUGCCCGCGACAAAGUGGCAGUUCAUCGCCCUCAUUGGCCGCAGCACACUCAGGCCCAGUCCUAUGCCAACUCUGGCAGGAAACCACUGGAUUCCCUUCACGCCAAUCAUGGACCAAAACCGGCAUCCGAGCCAGCACAGGGCACGGGUUCGUCACAUCGUUCCGCUGUCAGAGAGCCGCAGCAAAAGGCAGCGCCGCAUCUCAGCAAAGAAUGUCGAUGUAUCCGUGGUGGGGCUGAAUCAGCAAAAAUCCCAAGAUGCUUCACAACUUGCGCUCGAUAACGAUAACGACAAUGACAACAAUGAUGAGGUCAGGUCGAAUAUGAGUCGGAUUGGACGGGUCGACGGAUUGGAUUUCACUUUACUGGGUCGCUGCGUUCGUCCACCGCCUCUUUAUACCUACUGCCCACCUUGGCCACUUCAUCCGGCUUCAGCGACGUCUUUGCUGCACAAUGAGCUGGCAUCCUCCCACUGGAAGGCCCCACCCAUGUACAACGCGUCCAUUCGAGCAUGCCCGAAGCUGGGUACGGUCACUACAUGCUGGCUCUUCCAUGCAACGGCAUCGCUGCCACACAGUGAGGUCUGCAUCACAUCGCUGGGUUUCCUCAUAAUCGGUACGCUAGCAACUCGUCGGGCUGCGCAGGUUGUACUCGACUAG
Molecule: messenger RNA, 1434 nt
Organism: Colletotrichum lupini
Lineage: Eukaryota; Fungi; Ascomycota; Sordariomycetes; Glomerellales; Glomerellaceae
Exons: 8
Coding region: 1-1434 (477 amino acids)
Source: RefSeq, a predicted model, not a curated record